CUUUUCCACUAGCCGCUUGCUAUUGUUCAUCUACUGUCAACCAGCUGUUUCUGGCUCAACCUCGCAUUCCACGAAACACGGCUGUAAACAAUCCCUCAAUCUGCCUGUGUUUGUAAAACUCAUUCAAAACCACCCGCUACACUUGCUCCACCUUUCUCACACAUACAAAAGCUUCAUGCCAUACGACCGAAUAUUCUGUGGAAGGGAUAGGCGUAUUGAAAACCCGUUUCCUUUACCGUGAAUUCGUGGCCGCGGUCGAGCGCGGUUGAAGUUAACGGUGAAAAUGUUUGAUUUCCAUUCGUGAAGUUCAGUUGCGCCAGAGACCACGCUGACGUGUUGCGGACCUGUCAUCGGAAGCGCCGUUUUCCCCGUUUAGCCCUGCCUGCAUAAUAGUGCACACAGCAACAACCGGUGCCUUCGCGUGUGAUAAUCCCAAUCAUUGCAUUUAUCGCAUCACAGUGUUGUUACCCGAAAAAGGUUUGAUAAACCUAAAUACAGCUUGUGUCCUGCUAACAUCACACGUCUAGACCUGCAUCAAAAUGACGUCAGCAACGGGAGAAGUUUUCAUCGUAUCGGCCGCCAGAACUCCGAUCGGUAAUUUCAUGGGAACACUCGCCUCGCUUAGCGCCGCCGAUCUCGGUGCCGUAGCCGUAAAAGAAGUCCUACAACGUGCCGGUGUUGAUCCAGCCGACGUCAAUGAGGUCAUCCUGGGUCAGGCCCUUACAGCCGGCCAGGGACAGAAUCCGGCCCGCCAAGCCUCCAUGAAGGCCGGCGUACCGAAAGAAGUUCCGGCGUACAACAUCAACAUGCUGUGCGGAUCGGGCCUGAAAACGGUUGCCCUCGGUUACCAGGCCAUCCGUACCGGAGAUGCCAGCGUGAUCGUAGCCGGUGGACAAGAGUCGAUGUCAAAAGCACCGCACGUAAUGCAUCUGCGCGGUGGUACAAAGAUGGGCGAAGCCAAAAUGGUCGAUUCGAUGCUGAGCGAUGGUCUAACGGACGCAUUCCAUGACCUGCAUAUGGGUAUUACGGCGGAAAACUUGGCCACAGAGUAUGGCAUCGGUCGCGACGCGCAAGAUGCGUUCGCUGCCAAGAGUCAGCAGCUUGCGGAAGAAUCACAGAAGAAAGGAUACUUCACGGAGGAGAUCGUACCGGUGGAGGUUCCCGGGCGCAAAGAAACGAUCAAAUUUGCAGCGGACGAGUAUCCCAAGCAUGGCACUACGGUGGAAGGAUUGGCCAAGCUAAGACCAUGCUUCAUUAAGGACGGUACGGUAACGCCGGGAAAUGCGUCCGGUAUUAACGAUUCAGCCGCGGCCGUGCUGCUGAUGUCCGGGGAAGAGGUGAACAAGCGUGCCGCUAAACCGUUGGCAAAGAUUGUAGCUUACGCGCAGACGGGCAUCUGUCCGAAGACGAUGGGCGCGGGACCGAUCUCAGCCGUGCAAUCUGUGCUGCAAAAAGCCGGAUGGAAGCUGGACGAUGUCGAUCUGUUCGAAUUGAACGAAGCAUUCGCCGCUCAAGCGUUGGCUGUCAACAAAGGGCUCGGUGUGGAUCCGGCGAAGGUUAACGUGGGCGGUGGUGCCAUCGCUCUUGGUCACCCCAUCGGAGCAUCCGGUUGUCGUGUACUGGUAACGCUGCUCUACGCGCUGAAGCGAACGGGCGGCAAAAAGGGCAUUGCAUCGCUGUGUGUCGGUGGCGGUAUGGGUGUUGCGAUGGCCGUGGAAAUGGUGUGAGCUGUUGCCCUUUUUUUUUUGAGGACCCAUUAUCUGCAACCUUUGUGUACUUACUAUGCUUAUUACCGAACGAUAUGUAUUUUCCCCCGUACUCAUCAUUUGUAUUUUUAUCUUCUUUAUACGAAGAUUAAGGCAUAAGCAGGAAUGCAGCACAGCAAAAUCAUUCAGCGUGUGCGAAUGGACAAUAAACGUUAAAACAUCUUCACCGAAA
Messenger RNA from Anopheles stephensi (Asian malaria mosquito), 1938 nucleotides. It is a transcript of the gene Acat2, whose product is annotated as acetyl-CoA acetyltransferase. NCBI's taxonomy places the organism in Eukaryota, Metazoa, Arthropoda, Insecta, Diptera, Culicidae. Gene Ontology annotation, molecular function: acetyl-CoA C-acetyltransferase activity. The transcript is spliced from 4 exons. Gene Ontology annotation, biological process: fatty acid beta-oxidation. The coding region runs from base 540 to 1727 and encodes 395 amino acids. The record is from RefSeq and is a predicted model, not a curated record.